AUGCCUAGCAUAUCGAACACUCCAUAUCUAAUCGAGGAAAUUGCCAAAAAUUGCAAGAAAUUUGCCGAACUGAAGAUCACGGGACCAUGUCACAUUAAAUUUGCAUUGACACUCGCUGCAUUCCUCCCAAACUUAAAAGUCUUGAGCAUUCGGUGCUCUAUGAUAUAUAAGGAUGCCCUUAUCACUAUCUUGGAUGAGUUGAAAAAGUUGGAAGUACUAAACAUAUCUCACUGCGUACUGAUUGAACACCCUCCACCUUCACCUCGAAGAGUCCUCAAGGAGAUUGACGAAUCAAUUCUUCAUAAGGCUAGGAGGCUGCACAAAUUUAUAACGUGCACAAGUGACUCGUGCUUGAUGUGCACGCGUACGAGGAACGACGGAGGAAUGACGAGGUGGUAA
Messenger RNA from Fraxinus pennsylvanica, 399 nucleotides. Lineage: Eukaryota; Viridiplantae; Streptophyta; Magnoliopsida; Lamiales; Oleaceae. The record is from the annotation of a GenBank genome assembly.